This is a messenger RNA of Rhagoletis pomonella (apple maggot), 634 nucleotides long. Its product is annotated as YTH domain-containing family protein-like. Bases 205 to 555 code for a protein of 116 amino acids. The transcript is spliced from 6 exons. NCBI's taxonomy places the organism in Eukaryota, Metazoa, Arthropoda, Insecta, Diptera, Tephritidae. The record is from RefSeq and is a predicted model, not a curated record.
UCGAUUCGUAUACUCGUUGAUGUGUACGUAUCUUUUGUUCGUUUCUGUGUUCUGUAAGUGACGAUUUUAGUAAAACAUAUAUUUCAAUUACAAAGUAUUUACUUGCAAAUCUCAAUCGAGCAUUGUUUUAAUUUUAACAAAAGUGUUUCCUGUUUAUAUUUUUAAUUAUUUAAGAGAACAGUUCAAUAAAAUAAUAUACAGCAAAUGUCAUCAAGCGUAUCAGAUCAGAUGAAAGUGCCCGGAAACACAGUAAAACCUGUAGAGGAGCGAAACAUCCCAUGGAGUCAGCAAGUUGAUGAAGCUUCUUACGAAAACUUGUCAUCCCCUGCAACUGAUGAAAAUACAUGCUCCCACCAGAGUUCAAUGCAGUUUCAAUUUCCGCCAUUUAUUGUAAAAGAAAGCCAAAAUGUCUCCUGGAGCAACCAAAAAUCUAGAAAAACAAGCAAUUUUGAUCGGGAAAUGUUUAGCUAUUUGUACAACGAUUUAGAGGGGGUGGUGGAGGGGGAGGAGCGUGGCGUAAUGAAGAAAUUUAGUGGCUGCUUUAAGGCAGAAUAAGAGUAAUCAGUGUACGUAUAUUUCCGAAAUUUGCAACAAAGGCCAUAUUUCCAACCGAAAAUAUUAAAUUAGUACGCAG